Messenger RNA from Centrocercus urophasianus (Greater sage-grouse), 2407 nucleotides. It is a transcript of the gene DEPDC7, whose product is annotated as DEP domain containing 7. Gene Ontology annotation, biological process: intracellular signal transduction. Bases 777 to 2309 code for a protein of 510 amino acids. NCBI's taxonomy places the organism in Eukaryota, Metazoa, Chordata, Aves, Galliformes, Phasianidae. The transcript has 9 exons. The record is from RefSeq and is a predicted model, not a curated record.
GCGCGUCUUAGCAAGCGGGUGUCUGUCUGCACACCGCUCCGAAGGCGACUGUUGUCCCGUGUAACGCCGUUGGGUUUUGUGUUCUUAGGUCCCUGCUUCCUUCUCCUUUAAGUCAUCCCCUUCCCCUCCCCGUUUGCUCGUUCCUGGGCCCUCUGGCAGACGCAGACCAGCUGGGAGCCCUGGUGCCCCAGAUGGAAUGCAGUUCUGUGACUGAACAGCAAAAAUACCCCCUGUAUCUUUGUGGAAAAUGUUCAUGGUAAUGUGUUCCAGAACAAGUUGUGUGGCUUUUUUUUUCUUUUUAAACACUGCAUUACACUGUUAAUUCAUUAGGUUUGAGGUCUGUCAUAACCCCAGAUGGCUGUCUGUAGGAUGGCUGUCUGUAGGAUUGCUGCCAACUCUUCAUGCCUUAUUUUGUGCUUUAGCGUUUGUCUCUUCCACUUGUUUUGCCCUCUUUGUCAAUUGCUCAGCUGAUUUCUGAGAAACAUGUAUUCUAAUUCUAGCCUCUCCAGUGGCUGCAGCUCUUAGCAGCUAGGUGCCACCUGCAGAUUUUACAAGCAUGUUCUAUCUUAAGUCCUUGCUGAGGCUCACUGUAGUGUUUGCUAGCACCACUGCUAGCAUGAUAUUCUGAACCUGAGGUUAGUAAAUGAGUAAUAGUUCAGUGAUUUUAUUAGGGGAGGGAAGGCUGGUUGGCUGAAGGACAUGGCUUUGAGUACACAAAGCAUGAAUCUCGGUUGGAGCUGUGGUAGUAGGAGUCUCUUCUGUGGGAUUAGUGUCCAAUGAAUGAUGUCUCAUGGAUUUUUGGUGUGGUUAGUGUGUCACCAGGCUUUAGCUUGGCCCAGAAGCCAUUUGGAGCAACGUAUGUCUGGAGCAGCAUUAUCAGCGCACUUCAAACUCAAGUGGAAGUGAAAAAGCGCCGUCAGAACCUGAAGUGCUAUCAUGACUGUUUCAUUGGUUCGGAUGCAGUGGAUGUCGUGUUUGCCCAUCUUCUACAGAACAAGUAUUUUGGGGAUGUUGAUAUUUCCCGUGCAAAAGUAGUGCGAGUGUGCCAAGCGCUAAUGGACUACAAAGUGUUUGAGGCUGUCUCAAGGAGGGUCUUUGGAAAAGACAAACGCUCUGUGUUUGAGGACAGUAGCAGUAGCCUCUACAGAUUCACAAAUGUCUCAAGCCAAGCGGAUCUUGAUAAAGAUUACCAGCAGUGUACGCCACAAAGGCAUCAGAAGAACAUGCUGUACAACACUACUCCUCUCAAAGCAGAAAGCUUGGAGGAUCUCUGGGAAAACCUGAGUUUAAAGCCUGCAAAUACCCCUCAAGUAAACAUCUCAGAAAGUUUGUCUCGUCGAGUUAUUAAUGAGGUCUGGCGAGAACAAACCAUUGCUCGUCUGCUGCAGCUUGUAGAUCUUCCACUCCUUGACUCCUUGCUUGAGCACCAGGAAGUCAAGCCUCAGCUUCCACAACCAAAGAAGGACUCUGGAUAUGUCAUCACGAGCAACUACUUGGACAGAGAGAUUCUCAAGGCUUUCAGUGACUCACAGACAGAUGAAUGGCUCUCAUCAGCAAUAGAUUGCUUGGAAUAUCUUCCUGAUCAUAUGGUGGUAGACAUCAGCAGGAACUUGCCCGAUCAACUGGAUAAAGCUGAUGCAUGGAAACUACUGCUGUUUGAAAAUAUUGGUAGAUACUAUGGCCAGAAAAAGGAGCCGCUGUUGAGCCACGCACCUGAAAUUCAUUCAGGAAUUGCAGAACUACUAGUGAAUGGGAAGAUGGAACAAUCUCUAGAAGCUAUUCAACUCUAUUUAAAACUUCUAGACAGUCAAAUCAGGGAGGAGUUCAGAAGAUUACUGUAUUUUAUGGCUGUUGCUGCCCAUAACACCGAGCUCAAACUACAGAAGGAGAGUGACAACAGGAUGGUUGUGAAAAGAACUUUCUCUAAAGCUAUUAUCAACAAUAAAUCCUUAUCCAGAGGGAAAACAGACCUUCUGAUCUUGUUCCUUGUGGACCACCAAAAGGAUGUCUUAAAGAUCCCAGGGACACUGCAUAAAAUGGUCAGCAAUAAAUUAGUGGCUUUGCAGGAAGGCCAAGAUCCUAGUAAGAUAACAGGUUACACAUUUUGCCAAAAGCUUGAUGAAAGAGAGUAUCGUUUGAAUACAGAGAAGACCACAAAAGAUGAGCUAUUAUCUCUGCUGAAAGCUAUUGAUGAAGAUUCAAAGCUCUCCGACAAAGAGAAAAAGAGACUGCUAGGUCAGUUUCAUAGUAGUAAUCCAAGUAUUUUUAUGCAGUAUUUUGGAGACAGAGUUAGUAAUAUGUGCGUGUGACUUUUAAAUUGCUUUCUACAUUGCAGUAUUGAAAACACUAAUAUAUUUGUAAAUCAUUUGUAUUCAUAUGUCUAAUAAAGUUAUUUUAUGGAAAUUGA